Gaeumannomyces tritici R3-111a-1 is the source of this 873-nucleotide messenger RNA. RefSeq lists its product as hypothetical. The transcript is spliced from 6 exons. The record is from RefSeq and is a predicted model, not a curated record. Bases 1 to 873 code for a protein of 290 amino acids. Lineage: Eukaryota; Fungi; Ascomycota; Sordariomycetes; Magnaporthales; Magnaporthaceae.
AUGGUGGGCCGGCCGAGGGCCCCCAUUCACAGUCUAUCGGCCUUCGGGUCGAGUUUGGGUUUCCCUGUGCUGCUGGCAGACUCCUCCGACGUCAAGACAUGCUACUUGCGUCGCCCCCGAGUUCCCCGCCAGCUCUACUCGGCCCUGACGCAGUCUGUCAUCCUGAGCGACGGCAUCAGACACCGUUUGAAGAGUGACUUGGAGUAUGAUGUGGAUCCUCAAGAGGCCCGCAGAGUCCCGUACCGUCCGCUGAUCGACAGCAACUUGGCCGUGGACGAGGCCAAGGCGCUGGCCGAGAACGACCACGAGACGGAGCCCAUGACGGGGCGACACGGCUUGCCAAAAACGGCGCCCUGCCUCCGGAUCCGCACCGGUGCGGGGCAUCCGUGCCGGGCGCCCGUGCAGAUCCUCCAUGCCAAGGCCUGGAACAGUGUGCCGGCCCUUGGUGAUAGCCUCCUUUGUGACACCGGCACUGCCAGCUCCGUCAGCCCCGGCGUCUCGGCCACCAUCGCCGUCGGCGUCGUGCUCUUCGUCGUCGCCCUCGCCGCGCUCUGGCUGCGCAAGACGGGCAAGGAAGCCGGACGAGGAGGAGGUGGUGGUGGCGGCGGCGGCGGCACGCCGUCGUCCAUCCUCCCGCCCGUCCUAACGCCCGGAUGGUGCCCGACGCCGCCGCCGCCGCAGCAGCUACCGUCUGGAUUGGGUAUCAGCCUGGCGCCUCAGUCGUCGUCAUCCCACGACAUCGCGCCGUUCCGGGAACAGGAGCCGGGCGCGCAGCGGCAGGAGCAGGAACAGGAGAGGCAGCAGAGGCUGGCAGAGAUGAUGCCGCAGCAGGGCGAGGUUAGGGCCACGGCGGCUAGAUGCAAGGAUCGCUAG